Molecule: messenger RNA, 291 nt
Organism: Cryptosporidium ubiquitum
Lineage: Eukaryota; Apicomplexa; Conoidasida; Eucoccidiorida; Cryptosporidiidae
Exons: 2
Coding region: 1-291 (96 amino acids)
Source: RefSeq, a predicted model, not a curated record
AUGGAAAAUUCAGAAUCUUCUGUAAAAGGCAAUUUUUUUGAGAAUCAGGAAAUGGAUACUGAAAUCCAGCUAGAUAAGGAAAGUUUACAGGUGAUUUUGGAGGAAGGAGAGAAUUUCUACCCUUUGUUAGAAAGUUCUAUUGAAGAUGAAAUGGCAGGCAGCAAAGUUUCUCCUUGUUCGUUUAUGGACAAAUUUAAACAGUUUCACGAAUCUAAGGUCAAGUCGAUGAAUUUGGAGCAGAUAGAAGACUAUUGCAAAGAAUUUGUGGAGGCCUUACAGAAUGGAAAGUGA